Molecule: messenger RNA, 2142 nt
Organism: Tricharina praecox
Lineage: Eukaryota; Fungi; Ascomycota; Pezizomycetes; Pezizales; Pyronemataceae
Product: aspartic peptidase domain-containing protein
Exons: 2
Coding region: 165-2039 (624 amino acids)
Source: RefSeq, a predicted model, not a curated record
AUUCCUUCAUUCAUUCCAUCAGUCACUAUUCACUCAUUCACGGCCCAGUCAAUUCACUCAUUCACGGCCAGUCAAACCGUAUUAUCCUCUUUUACGAUAUCCCCAACGUUCUUUGAGCCUUUAAUUCAUCGUCUGGCGUGUGAUAUCAUCAUACCUAUAUCGCUAUGUCGUCUUCAGUACUCCCGAAUGGACUACUCCAUCUCCUUCUCCUUUCGUGCGCUCUCCCAGCCUUCGCCGCAAUCAAGGCAAAGCCCGUAAUGCUACCCUUAAGCAAACAGUAUGGCAUCGGUCCCGGGGGCAUAUGGUACUCGACGCCGCUCACCGUAGGCUCCACGAACGUCAACCUUACGCUGUCAACUUCCCUCCAACACUCCUGGAUUCCAGGCGCAGAGCUCUGCUCGAGUGCCUCCAACGAAACCGCUUGUCGGGAGCCACUGGGCGGCGAAUUUCCGAGCACCAUCGACGGGGUGGAUUCCGGCAUCGCAAAAGAGUUGGGGGAGAUAUACCCCGAAUCGAAGCUACUUCCUGCGCAAGACAAGGACUCCCAGUCGCCGCUUUCAUUGAGCGGGAAGGGCAAAGUUUCGAAGCAGAAGAUUACGGUGAAAUCCUCCAACGCUGGAUCGUUCGACCUGGGAGAGGACCUGACGAUCGGCGUGUUCACAACCGAGAAACCAAACUUCAACGGCUACCUGAGUCUUCCACAGAUAUCGUCGGAGCUGUUCAAGGCUGGGGCUACACCGGGGAACAAUUUUCACAUGUGGUUGGGACCGAGCGUGGAAUCGAACGAAAGUAGCAUUCCCGCUGAAAAUAGCAUCCGCAAGGAACACCUACUCAUCUUCGGGGGCUACGAUGGAAGCGCAUUCGACCUAAACCAGACGCAGCAGUACCGACUAGGAGAGGAUGGGAAAAUCCAGACGGAGCUGGAAGACUUGAUCUACCGGUGGACUGACACGGGGGAAACCGACAACUCUCUCCUCGAGGACUCCCACGCGGUCGUGAUCGACACCACGACGCCGUACCUCUGGCUCCCACAGAAGAGCGUUGACAAGCUCGUCACCAUGGCCGGUGCAACGUGGAACGACAGCAUGGACGCCUACUCCUUCACCACCUGUUUCAGCGAUUGCACGGUUGAGGAAGACAACAGUCGCUCCGCGAGCCUGGACUUGAUCCUCAUCACUGGCCAGAAGAUCAGCAUUUCCUUUCUCGACUUCUUCCGGGUGCAGACGGGCUGGUGGAUAUACGGGUCGAACUACAAUCUGCCCGUACUUCCCGUGCGCGCACUGAAAGACGAUAAUGAGCCCAUCGUGCUCGGCCGUGCGGUGAUGGCGGCGCUGCACCUAUGGGUCGACUACGACGAGGAGUACUUCGGCAUCAAGGCGGUCAAUCGAACCGAAUACACGUACGCGAAGACCCAGAUCGUCAGCUGGGGCUCGGACCACGCGCCCAUCACCAACACCAGCAUUCUGGCCGCGGCCCGGACAACCUCGAACUCCUCGCCAUCUUCGACCUCCACCUCCACCUCAACCAGCUCAAAUUCCGACGACAAAGGCGGAGUACCGAUCACGCUGAUCGCGGCCGCUACCGGCGGCGCCGCCGUAGCCGCCGUCCUCGGCGGCAUCCUCGCAUGUAUUCUGCUGCGGCGCCGCCGCGAGAAAAAGCGUCUCGCAAACCUUGCGCCCACGAACCGCUACAGCCGCCAGGAGCUGCCCACGGACCGGAUUCCCGCCACCACCACGACCACGGGUCCGCCGACACAGUUUGCUUCGGAGCUGCCACAGGCGGGCGAGUACUACCAGCUCCACGAGCUGGAUAGCAAGGUCACACUGCCGUACCAGGCACACAUGUCGCCUGCGCCGGGAUAUAAGAUGCCCACCGGGCAUGGGCACGGGCACGGGCACGCAGAGGCGUAUCCCGCGGGUCCGGAUUAUAAGCCGCCGGCGCAAGAGCCCUACUACGGCGGGUAUCACCCACAGGGCGCGCAGCCGAUGCCGAUGCAUCAGGUUUCGAUACACGAGAUGCCGGCGCAGACUUGGAGAUAAGUGGGUGGCCGUUCGGGGUGGGACUUGUCUCGUGUAGGUAUCAUGUAUGAAGGUUUUUGUAUGUACAACGACUUAUGUACUAGUAGUAGUUUUGCUUUGGAGA